UGUGCUGAGAUAUUUUCACAAUUUUUUUCUUAUUUCGAAUUGAAAUAUUUUAAUCGUAAGUUUUCAAACAUAGUAUGUUGUUCUGUUCAAUAAAAAAUGAGUUAAAUGUGAUAAUUAUUAGUGAAAAUUUCUGGAAAGUGAAAAAGAACUCAUAUGGUGCAUCUCUGACGAAUUCGAGCAAUCGCAAACGGUAUCCUGACAAGGAAUCGAAAUCACUUUGAAAAUACAAGUACCUACUUCGUGUUGGAUUUCAGAAUAUACUUAGGUACCUUUGGAUCUUGGCCUAUGGAUUACGAACAGGCUAUCACAAUAAGCGGUGGAUAUGGACGUUAUCAAAUGAGACUAUUUUUAUUACUGCUUCCGACCGCUUUAACUUUUGUUUUUGGUGUUUCGUCGAUGUCUUAUGUAAUGCCAGCAGCUGUAUGCGAGUUUGAAAUUUCAAAAUACAAGCAAGGAUUAAUAUACAGUGCUAUUUAUCUUGGUAUGGUUCCAAGUGGUGCGAUAUGGGGAGCGGUAUCGGAUAUUAUAGGACGUAGAAAAACAUUAGUAUUGACCUGUGGCAUUUCCGGUAUUUUUGAACUUUUAAGCGGUUUCUCAAUUAAUUAUUGGUUCUUAUUUGGAUGUAAAUUUCUAUCAGGAUGCGCGACAGCUGGAGUUCAUUUAACCUAUUAUGUUUAUUUGAGCGAAUUCACUGAUCCAAAAAAUAAAGAUUCGAUAACAAUGUUGAGUGGAGCAACUGCAGCUGCGGGAUAUUUCCUACAACCAUUAUUGGCUUAUUUUUUAAUACCAUUGAAAUUCAAAUGGGUCGUAGUAGAAGACUGGAUUUUUUUUGGGUCUUGGAAAAUAUUUCUCAUCAUAUCAUCGGUACCUCCUCUAUUAGGAUUUUUCAUAAGUCUUUUUUGUAUCGACGAAACACCGAAAUUCUUACUGUUAAAUAAUCGAAACGAAGAAUCUAUAAGGAUACUGAAAGAAAUCUACGUAGAAAACACCGGAAAUGCACCGGAUACUUAUACAGUAGCAGAUAUAAGUUUACAAGAAGAUAAAGAAAUCAUAGAAGAAAUGAAAAAACAACCUCAACAAGGAAGUUUUUCAAAAAGCAUCAGGCAAAUUAAGCCUCUAUUUAAAUAUCCUUACAUUAUCCCAGCUCUGAUGGCGUUUGCUGCGCAAGUUAUUACAAUGGGAGCGUUCAACGCUAUCAGGCCUUAUAUACCUAUAUUAUUUUCAUUAGCCUUGGGAUUCGGUCAAACUGAAGCCAAUUCAACGGCACCUUCAGCCACAGCAGAAAAAACACCAUUUUGCACAUUAUUUGAAACUCAACAAAUAUUUAAGUCGAAAGUGAAAUGUGCACAUAAACAUGUGGAACUAGAUCAGAGGAUUUUUCUCGGUUCAAUUAUCGUCGGUCUUUGCGUAUUUCUUUCAUUUUUUCCGUUUAAGAAAAUUGUUAAUGUUGUAGGCAAAGUUACUACAUUCGUAUUAGCUCAUGUUAUCAGCGCUUUUGCUAUUUUUUUGUUUCCAUUUUCGGUAUCUGUUUAUGGUUUGGUAAUAAUAUGUAUUUAUUCGAUUUGCAUGCAGAAUUCGCUAACUAUAGUCAUUGGUUUGAUGAUUUCCAGAACACCUACUACAAUGAGAGGUAUCACCAUAAGCAUGGUGAUGGUAUUUGGAAGAAUUGGAGUCAUUUUGGGUAAUCAAAUUCUACCCAUAAUCACGGAUUUAUCAUGUAAAGCUGGUUUUUGGGCGAUAGGAUGCGUGAAUUUACUGUCUUUGCCUAUAAUGUUCGUGUUCAGUAGGCAGCCCAAUCCGGUAGAAGAAUUAGUGCAGCAAAACGCGACGACGAGUCGAUCAACAUCACCUUUGCCAACAUCACCUUCGCCAAAAAAGUAAUAGGUACUCGUAUCGGUAUGUACUCGUAGUCUCGUAUGUUUAUGUAGUCCAAAGACAUUUGUAUAUAAAGCAUAUCGAUGUUCUUUAUUGUUUUAUGGUAUUGUUUUAAAAAUAAAAUAAAUGCUUUCUAAUUUGUUAGAAUAACAUCAUUUA
Messenger RNA from Planococcus citri (citrus mealybug), 2034 nucleotides. Its product is annotated as synaptic vesicle glycoprotein 2B-like. The transcript has 11 exons. The record is from RefSeq and is a predicted model, not a curated record. Bases 286 to 1881 code for a protein of 531 amino acids. Gene Ontology annotation, cellular component: membrane. Gene Ontology annotation, biological process: transmembrane transport. Gene Ontology annotation, molecular function: transmembrane transporter activity. Lineage: Eukaryota; Metazoa; Arthropoda; Insecta; Hemiptera; Pseudococcidae.